AUGCUAAUUAAGGGAAACAGCUUGAUUCUGGCAACGCGGGCUCCAGCCGGGGCCAGGGCGCCGCCCGGGAGACCCGCGGCCGGAAACGCCCCCGCGAGCGACUCACUCAGCCGCCCCUGCCCCAAGCACCGGCCGGACGCCGGGCCGCAGCGGGGCCGCCGCCGGGUGUGGACAGAGGCGCCGGCCGCCCGCGCCCAUCCCCCGCCCGCGGCGGAAACGUCUCCGUUCUCCACAGGUCGCCCCCGGGUCCCACACCUGGGGCUGGCGACUCCUGCUCACCCGAGUCCCUCAGUCCUGAGGGUGGGGAUCCAGUGCGGCCGGCGGCCCCGAAGACGCUGGGCCCCAGGAGCGCGGCGGCGGGGGCGUGGCCCUCCCGCGGCGGCUAGGGCCGGGGUCUCGCCUCCGCCUCCCUUAGAGGAAGGCUGGCGCCGCCGCCUCCCCUUCCUUCCGGUUUCCCCUCGCGCCCUCCCUCGGCCGCUCAGUCCUGAGCGGAAAACUGCGUCCUCUCUGGGCGCCGCCGCACGCUCCUCAGGGCCCGACCACCGCCAGACUCCUCCCCCGGGAGCCGCGCCGCCCGCCCUCGCCGCCUCGUCAGCCCCGGGGCCGCGAGACGCCCGGCUUGCCGCUCCCACCCCGCCCCUGCGGCGCGCUCUCGCGCUCUUGGCGGGCCCCUUUCGAGGCCCGGGGACGCGCGGACAGCGGACCGUGGGCCAGCCUUCGCCAGAUCCCACCGGAAAGCCAAAACAAUUGGGUCCGCGCAGGCGCGUGGAGGAAGCGGAAAGAGCAGGAAGGGCGGGGAAGGCGCGAGAAAUUUGCAGGCUGAGUCCGGGAGUGGGAACACGGUGGACUAGACAACACCAGACCAGGGAAGAAAGGGAGACGCUGGGUGAGUGGGCCUUGUCUCCUCGGCCCCUUCUCUCCAAAAGACGCUCUCCACUUAUCAGAGCACGUUCGGUUUUCCAGUACUCAUCGAGAGAGACUUCAUGUCCUGGUCUCAAGGCCAGGGGAAAACUCAGAACAGCACCUGAAAGAGCUUGCAGUUCUGGGGAGUGAACCGUUGGCGUGUGGAGGGGACGCUCUUCAGCUAGUUUGUGCUGCAGUGCCUCGGCUUCCAGCUCCCCCCAGUAACUUCCAAAGGAGAGCCUUCAGCUUCACAAAGCGAGGCCUUUGUAACAGCCGUAGGCUGUGGCCCACUCUGGUGUGGUUAACUUGGUACGGUUUGCUAGCAAGCAGAAAGCCACAGAUCUACACUCUAGUUUGACAGAAGUUAUUCAUAGAUCACAAAACUGUCAGAAAUGCCCACAUAGACUUCACCCACCUUCAUAACUUCCAUUCUUGGCACAAGCCCAAUCUGGAGAAUGUACGUGACCAAUUAUAAACUACACACACACAUGUAACUGAAGAGCUUCUUUAGGCCAGAUUAAAUCAACUGAAUACACACCAAGAUAUGUAUGUCUGGAAUUACGGCAGAAUCUAGAAACUAAUUCAAAGUAUCUUUUAUUGACUGUCCAGUAUGCUCUCACUCUGCUUAGUCUGAUUAAAUGUCUGUUUUUGAUACUUAAGAUUCAAAUCAUUUAACAGAUGGUUGUGUUCCUACUCUGCAGGCUGGAUCCUGGAGAUGCAAAGUCUAAACAAGAAGGAAGAAACAAAAAAAGAGUUUGUGUUUCCUCCUCUAGAAGACAGAAUCAUUUAAAACUUUUUAAAGACGAGUAUCUUUGUAUUUAUUUUGGCCUCACCGUGCUGGCAUGUGGGAUCCUAGUUCCCGACCAGGGAUGGAAUCCCCCCACCCCAACCCCGCAUUGGUAGCAACGAGUCUUCACCACUGGACCAGAAGGGAAGUCCCAAGGAAGAGAAUAUAUUGAUAAGAUUUUAGAAAAUUCUGAAGCAUGGUGCAUAUUGGACUGAAUCUGGGGUUACUAGUUAAGGAGGCUGUAAAAAUAAUCCAGACAGGAGGUGGAGAGAGUCCAACCUAAUGUGAGGAUAGUGAAACAGAGCUGGACUUAAAACUAGCUAGAUAUAAUAUGUAAGACUCAGGCACUAAGAGGAUGAGGGGAAAUAAGAAGUGAAGGAUGACUGAGUUUUCCGGUUAGGGUGACUAAAUAGUAAUAUCAGUAACUAUAGGAAAAGUAGCUAAUUGUGAGGAUAAAAGACUACUAAAAGGUAUCAUUUUAACAGUUAGGAAUGCAAUUCCUACUGCAGUGGCUUAAAGAAGGGUCUGUUUAGUCACAUAAAUCUGCAGGUAGUUGGUUAUCCUUGAUUCAACAGCUCUAGAAAAACAGAGCUCAAAUGUCUCUGAGUCUUUUAACAUUUCUCUCAUAAUUCCAAGAUGGCUGCAAGUUUUAGCCUUUACAUAGUUAGUUGUCAGAGGCAGGAAGAUAGGGAAAGGAACAGCUUCAGCCAUCUUUUUCUUUUUUUCCCCAAGAAAGUAAAAGCUUUCCCAGGAUAAUACUCCAUACCCCAACUCAGCAGACAUUCACAUACAUCUCACUUUCUAGAACUGUAAUUCAGCCAACUAUAGCUGUGAAGACUUAGUUUUUCCAAGGUCUAGCAAAAGCCUAUUUGGGUCAGACAAGUAGCAAUCUGUUACUUAGUUAAUACUUACAGCAUUACUUUAUAACAUUUAAAACACUGUGGGACGGCAGGCUGGAUUGAAGUUUCUAAAGUUUCCAGACGAAUCUUUUCGGUGUUUUAUC
Messenger RNA from Dama dama (fallow deer), 2693 nucleotides. RefSeq lists its product as uncharacterized. Lineage: Eukaryota; Metazoa; Chordata; Mammalia; Artiodactyla; Cervidae. The record is from RefSeq and is a predicted model, not a curated record. The transcript is spliced from 5 exons. The coding region runs from base 1 to 1053 and encodes 350 amino acids.